AUGAGAUUCGGCACAGCCGAAUAUAACACUCUUACUUGUUUCAAUUCAUCUUGAAUAUUACUAGUGUGACUCAAACUCGGACAAGUCUCACAAAUAAAUUUUAUAGUUCUGUGUAGUGUCAGUGUGGUAAAAUAAACCACAACAAGCACAACCUACUGACUAUUGUGACUUAGUUACAUGUUGAGGCGCCAUUAUAGUAAAAGAUGAGAAAAAAAGUUACAGUGUACAGUGUAUAUGUGAGACACUGUAUGUUUGUACAGCAGAAGACAACCAAAUCAAAGAGGCAGGAACAAAUAAUACAGGGGGCUAAUUACCGCAGUCGAACACGAUCGAAAUUUAUUCGUACUUGCGAGAUUUUAUACUUUUGAGAUUCUGUCAUUCGCUAUCGAGUAAAGUGUAUCGAAAUUUCUAAUGAUGUUACUCGAUAACAACCUUGUGUUCGAAUGCAACCGUGUGAGUUUUCAGUCGUUAGCAAAUUACCAAUCGAAAUUAUAUUUUUCAAAGAAUUCGUUGGAAGAAAAGAAAAUGUAAGACAAUUUUAUUUUAUUUCUUUUGAAAAAAUACUAAUUUUUAUUAAUUAUUAGGUCGAAUACAACAAAAAUUAACUUCAGACAAAAGCAAAUUCUUGCUGAGUUUAUGUCAGAGCACACUGAUUUGGCCAAAGGAGUUCUACCAAAUACAUCACAAGGAAAAGCAACAGCCAAUAGACUAUGGGAAAACUUAGCCCUAAUGCUAAAUGCUUCUGGUCCACCAUUGAAGGAUGCUAAAACGUGGCGAAAGGUGUAUGCAGAUCAAAAGCAGUUGGUUAAAAAAAAGGUUUCUUUUAACAAAUCCUCCAAAAAAAAAAAAACUGGUGGAGGCCCUUUUGAGGAGAAACACCUUAGCGUAGCUGAGGAGCAAAUUUUGGAAGCAGCAGGAAUUGAAGUAUCUGUAGUAGGCUUGCAAGAGAUCCGUUCAUUCGGGAAAAAAAAUCAAGAAGUAUAACAAUGUAAUUCUUCUGAAGGUACGAGUACAUCCCAAGGAAAUGAAGCCGACGAAUACAUUUCGGAAGUAAUGGACAUCGUAGAUAAUGAGGAGAAUGAAGAGACGCCUAAAAAAGAUAGAUCACUGCACUUGCCCAUUACAAGAAAAGAGCCAAGAGAAACGAAGACGAGUUUAUUAAAAAAUAAUAUUAGUCCCAAUGAUAAAUACCAUGCUGAAGUUCUUAAAAGAUUAGAUAAAAUAAUAGAAAUUAAAGAAAGAAAAUUAAAAAUGAAUGCGCAAUUACACGACAUCAACAUGGAAAUAAAAAAAAUGAGCUUCAAAUACGGAUAAAGGAAUUAGAAAAUAUUAAUCAACAAUACUAACGGCCAAGCUUACAAUAAAAAAUUGGACCACUACCAAGUUUUUAAUCUAAAAUGAAUUACAUAUUUUUAUUUUAUCAAACUUUUUUUUGGACCACUACCAAGUUUUUAA
Lucilia sericata (common green bottle fly) is the source of this 1455-nucleotide messenger RNA. RefSeq lists its product as uncharacterized. The record is from RefSeq and is a predicted model, not a curated record. Lineage: Eukaryota; Metazoa; Arthropoda; Insecta; Diptera; Calliphoridae. The coding region runs from base 637 to 984 and encodes 115 amino acids. The transcript has 2 exons.